Messenger RNA from Trematosphaeria pertusa, 1832 nucleotides. RefSeq lists its product as uncharacterized. The transcript is spliced from 2 exons. NCBI's taxonomy places the organism in Eukaryota, Fungi, Ascomycota, Dothideomycetes, Pleosporales, Trematosphaeriaceae. Bases 39 to 1787 code for a protein of 582 amino acids. The record is from RefSeq and is a predicted model, not a curated record.
GCUAGCGAGGAGCAUCAUGGUCAAUUGAGCUCCCACUCAUGCCUCCUUGGGUCGCGCGGCCUUGUCACGUCUUGCGGGCUCCUCCUUGUGCCAUCGCUGUCCUGCCCCGCGUCCAACGCCCUCCACGAUGCGCGCGAGACUGCGCUCGGCGCUCAUACGCGCAAGAUUCGAAGCAAGAUGACACGACUCUCAAGUUGAGCACGUCCAACAGCGCUAUAAUCAUACCCAGUUCUGUAGUAGACACUCAACCUGAGGAUCUCGUCGCACACAUCGAGCCCGUCGACCGGCGCCGCCUCAGCAGGGACCGCUUCGCCGUCUUUUUUGUUACGCCCACGUUCGCCCCGUGGCUCCUCGAUGACGAGACAUUCCUCCAUAAAGCGCUCCGCCGGGCUUACAAGCAUAUAAUCGCACGUGAGAAGCUCCCAUAUGCCAGGAUACACGCGCUAUGUGCUGUCGUUGACAAGCUGCCAACACCGAGUCCAAUCACGAACAUUGAAGCCCUUCAAAAUGGAGCACCUCAGCGGACAAGGCAGCCUCCAGUGUUGGAGACAGGGCACGAAGGAAUGGCAUACACAACCCUCCGCUUCUCCGAUUCCGUCUCAUCUUCGUCCCCUAUAGCAGAUGACAAGGCCGCGAUCAGUUUCAUAUCUUCAGCAGAUUGGGAACCUAACGGGUACUUUGGGGACACUCUGCGGCUUCCGGUCGCGAAUACCGUGUUUCAGACGGGCUUGCCAACCACCAUGACCUUCUCCACAUGGGAGAAGGGCAAGGGCGCCAAGGACCUCACACUAAAGUCGAAGCAGAGUAUCACGCAUCACGGCAUCAAGAUACACCCGGGCGGAUCCACCACACAAUGCGUCACCGCGCUCGCGAUCCCUUUGGUGCCGCUGACGAUGCCCCGCCGUGUGGAUGCAAGCAUGGGGAAUAUCCUUCGCCGGGUCAUUGAUGCUGGUGGCAAGAGUGUCACCGCGUCGGAGGAGCUAGAGCAGGUCGUUCCGCAGUACUUCACCUGCCGAGGAGAGCCGUCGCAAGCAGCGUCGGUAUGGGCACUGGUGAUCCCCAAGGAGACACUGAGUCCCGUUCUACAGAAGACACGUCGGAUGCUCGGGCGUUUACGAGUUGAAGGGGUUUCUGGUCCUUCGUUGACCCAGAAGGAACUCUGGGAGGCCCUUUGGCAGCGAGAUCCACCUCUCUGGAACGAUCUAGUGCCAACCGCGCUGGCAGCUGGUGCCCGUCUGCAUCGCGUUUUGAGUGGCGGUGGGGGUUGGGGAAAGAAGGCCGGCUUGCUCUCAUUGGAUCCAGUUGCUACUACCGAAAGGUUUGGCCCGUCUGUCAUGCAAGGAGACACCGAUUUAUUUGACGGCCCAGGUGACCUCUCAGCCGCGCUUCAGCAAGUCGCACACGAUGGAGACUCUAUACAGUUCUUCAUUUCACCGACAACCACCCAAGCGGAAGCAGGUGAGCUCAACGCGUCAACGGAAUCAGCAAUGCCGUGGGGUUGGGAACUCGGUACAAUUCCAAGCACGGCAGACGCGCUUCCGAUGGGGUCAAGUCAGCAUGAUGUUUCCAAAUCAAACGAGGUUUUCGUCUUCAGGGACUGCUUCGGGGCUUUGACAGAAGGAGGUAUGACUCUCGAUCGUCGAUUCAAGUUGGAAUCGGGGGACUCAUUCUCUCGCAUUGGGUCGACAAUAGUCGAUGUACCCUUCUCUCGCUUCUCGGCUGUCAAUCUAGCGUCCGGGGAGGAGGGUCCAGAAGAGGAUGUAGGUGGUCCGGAGGAGAAUAUGUAAAUGAGUGUUCUAAUGCUUCGAUAGUUAAUGUAUGGUUCCCUUGAG